Molecule: messenger RNA, 3172 nt
Organism: Coturnix japonica (Japanese quail)
Lineage: Eukaryota; Metazoa; Chordata; Aves; Galliformes; Phasianidae
Gene: ADPRS
Product: ADP-ribosylserine hydrolase
Cellular component (GO): mitochondrion; nucleus
Source: RefSeq, a predicted model, not a curated record
CCCCCCUUAGCCCUAAUGUUACACACUGAGUUUGGGAUCCCGCAGCCGCACCCCGAGUUCCUCGGCGGGAUUCGAACUCGCGUCCCCUCGGCUCCACCUUUCAGUCCUCCACGCCGCAAGGGGGCGCUGUUGCCGGUCCGGGAGGCGUUGCGACGCAAGAUGGCGGCGACGGGAUCGUGUUCAGGCCGCGCUGCCUUGUCCCGUUCUCGGCCUCCUCCCUCUCGAUUCCGGGGCUGUUUGUCCGGAGCUCUGCUCGGUGACUGCCUGGGAGCCGUGUUCGAGGGUCGGAGCGUGGUGAAGCUGCAGGAUUUGAUGAGCUUUCUAAGCGGCCUGGAGCCCACGGGCGGUGAGGGGGAGCCGGCAGGGAGCGCUCAGAGAGAAACUCUUACCUACACGGAUGACACGGCCAUGAGCCGGUCUGUGGUGCAAUCCCUGCUGGCCAAGAGGGAGUUUGAUGAAGUUGACAUGGCCAAGAGGUUUGCUGAGGAGUACAAGAAGGAACCCAACAGGGGCUAUGGGAUGGCUGUUGUCAAUGUCUUUAAGAAGCUGCUGAGCCCCAAGUGCACUGAUGUGUUUGAGCCAGCAAGAGCUCAAUUCAACGGGAAAGGCUCCUAUGGAAAUGGUGGUGCCAUGAGGGUUGCAGGCAUUCCUCUCACCUAUUCUGAUGUUCAGGAUGUUAAGAAGUUUGCAAAGCUCAGUGCUGAGUUAACCCAUGCCAACUCCUUGGGCUACAACGGGGCCAUCCUGCAGGCCCUGGCAGUGCAUCUCGCCUUGCAGGGAGAGCUCAGCAGGGAGACCUUCCUUGAGCAGCUCAUCAGCCACAUGGAGGAUGUAGAGGCGGAUGAUAAGUCUCUUACUGAUGCCAGAGCGCUGGGAUUUGAGGACUUACCGUUUUCAAGGCGUCUGAAGAAAAUAAAGGAAUUUCUGGAGCUCAGCAGCGUUCCCAAAGCGGAUGUAUUGUUUGAAUUAGGCAAUGGCAUCGCUGCUUUGAGGUCUGUCCCCACUGCCAUUUACUCCUUCCUGCGCUGUAUGGAAGCUGACCCAGAUAUUCCUGAACACUACAACAACCUGCAGAGGACCAUCAUCUACUGUAUCUCUCUGGGUGGUGAUACAGACACCAUUGCUACCAUGGCAGGAGCCAUUGCAGGGGCUUAUUACGGGGAAGAACAGAUACCCCUGAGUUGGGAGCAGAGCUGUGAAGCUUUUCAAGAGACACAGAAGAUGGCAAAUAGCUUACAUGAACUGUACUGCCAACGGCUCUGAAGGGAGUGCGUGUCUGGAAGGCAAAGUAGGUGAUUGCCUCUGCUUUUCUGGUCGUAAAGUUGGUGGUGGAUCCGUGCAGAUGCAGUGAGCCUCCAUCGAGGAGACACCUGCUGCUAUGAGAGGUGGAAGCACAAGCUGGGGUUGAAGAGAUGGGACAUGGCUGCAUGUGGUGCCUUGGACAGUGGGGGCAUCUCUGAAGUACAAGAGUGUCAGGUUUUCAUAAGAUUGCUGCUUGCUUUGUCCCACUCUUUUAUAACUGUGCCAUUUUGUCAUUCCUAAGUGGUGUCUGAAUCCACAGAUGUUUUGCUGCUUUCCUCUACUGCCGUGUCCUUCAUUUCCUUUGGUAGCAGCCUCUCAAGCAGCGGAUGCAUGUCCUUAAAACACUGACAAGUGUGAGUGCUUGUUCUCAACUGACAAGCAAAAGGAUCUGGGUGGGAGCCUUCAGAGAAGCACCCUAUGGGAGAGCCUGGAGGCCACCCUGUGUGGAGGGACAGGUUGCCUCCUCCAGUGUGGAGUGAGGAUGCUGCAGAUGAGCAGAGCUCACAAGGAGAUUGACUUCAUUAAAGGCAGAAUGGAAAGUGGCUGAGAUUGGAGAAGGGAUUGCUUUGCAUUUUGUGUUCCCUCGGAUAGCUGGCUCACAUUCCUGCAGCUACUCCAGCCAUUUCUUAGUUCCUAAUCCUCAUAUUCGUGUGUUUUUAAUUCUGUUCUGUUCUCACCAAGGGAGAUUGCUGUUUAAAUCUGUGCGUGGAGAAAGAUCAUGAAACGUAGUGUUAAGCAAGGACUGAAUUCUUGGGAAGGGUUAAAAGAAGAUGAAAAGACUGUUGGGAUUUGAAGCUGGUACCGUUGGGUAGGAAUAUUCCAGCACAGCUGUGUCGUUCCAGUUUUAAAUCUGAAACCUUCCCAAGGGAGCUGGUCAGAAAGGGAAUAAUAGCUUGUGUAUGGCACCUCUGAAGAGGGUUACAGGCUUCUAAUAAUUAAAACCAAAAGGGAAGAGGCAAGCAGUCGUCAUAUGAAAGUGUGUAUAGAUGUGAAUGUGGCAAUGUAACUCUCUGUUAUCUCUCUAAUUGUGACCCUGGGAUGUGGAUGUUGAGCACAAAUGGAGUUCUCUGCCUUUUGGUAACAGCACGUGGCUGCUGUGGGUUUCACACUGUGUGCACGUGUGGAAAACCUGGGUGUGUGGGGUCAUUCCAGACCUUCCUGCCUCUGCUUCCUUCGUGUGCCAGUCUUCUGCGUGGUGCUUUAAUGGGUUUUACUUGUUUAAAUGAAUAUCUUGUUCUGAGAUCACGUGGAAUUUUGCUCUCUCGUAUGUUUCUGUGUUGUGCUGCAGAUCUGAGGUGUAAAAUGUCAGAUUUUUCACAUUUUCCUGCCAGAGAUGUCAGAUUAUUCAUGGGGCUGUUUAAAAAAGAGGACGUUUUCCUGUUAUAGGAGCUGGAGAAUUUUAAAACGUUUGGAACUCAUGAAGGACAGAAGUUUCCUGUUUAAAAAAUAGAGCUUGUUUUAGGCCAGGAAUGAAACCCAGACUGAAACACUCAGCUCUGCCCCACAGCUGUGGUCUCCUCUGUCCCAUACCCACAGCUCUGGGGGGGGCGAGGAGGACAAAAGCAAAGCCAAGCCCAGCUUUGUACAAUAAGUUUUAUUGAUGGUUUGUCAAUACAAUCAAGUACUGCAGUUUUAGUUCCGAAGGCCAGUUUCUGAUCACCAAAAGAGUGCAUUUUAGACCAACUUUGACUAUGACAGUGCAUGUAAUAAGUAUUUACAAAACUAAAAACCUCUAAAUGCUAGGUUAGAAAUGGAGAUACUAGAGGCAAAUUUAAAAACAAAAAAACAAAAAAAAAUAGUAAAGAUUUGUAUAUAAAAACGCACAUUGUAAUGCAGUUUUCAUCAUUAAAAAUAGACAUACUUCAUCCAA